AUGGGGUUGUUAGAUCUGGAAAAGCACUUUGCCUUCUAUGGCUCUUAUCACAGCAACCCAAUUAACAUCAUAAUUCACGUAUUCCUUGUUUGGCCUAUCCUCUUCACCACUCUUAUUCUCCUUUACUUUACUCCUCCCAUUUUUUCUCCUUCCCAAACACUCCAUAAUAUUAUUCCCCAUGUCUUGAUUUUUAACAUCGGUUUUAUCUUUACCGUUUUCUAUGCUCUAUUCUACGUUGCUUUGGAUAUUAAAGCUGGUUCGUUUGUUGCUGUUCUUACUUUUCUUUGUUGGGUUUCUUCGAGUUUCGUAGCUAAUUCCAUCGGCUUCGAACUCGCUUGGAAGAUUGUGUUGGCUGCUCAAUUGUUUUGUUGGACAGGCCAGUUUAUUGGCCAUGGUGUAUUUGAGAAACGUGCACCAGCUCUAUUGGACAAUCUUGCUCAAGCUUUUCUAAUGGCUCCUUUCUUCGUUGUUCUUGAGAUUCUCCAAACGACUAUUGGAUAUGAACCAUAUCCUGGAUUUGAGACAAAGGUGAAAGCAAGGAUAGAUGCUAAUAUAAAAGAAUGGAAGGACAAGCAGCAAAAGAAACUUUCUUAG
Lathyrus sativus (Indian pea) is the source of this 594-nucleotide messenger RNA. The record is from the annotation of a GenBank genome assembly. NCBI's taxonomy places the organism in Eukaryota, Viridiplantae, Streptophyta, Magnoliopsida, Fabales, Fabaceae.